Aethalodelphis obliquidens (Pacific white-sided dolphin) is the source of this 2104-nucleotide messenger RNA. It is a transcript of the gene VRK2, whose product is annotated as VRK serine/threonine kinase 2. The coding region runs from base 311 to 2077 and encodes 588 amino acids. The record is from RefSeq and is a predicted model, not a curated record. Gene Ontology annotation, biological process: protein phosphorylation. The transcript is spliced from 15 exons. NCBI's taxonomy places the organism in Eukaryota, Metazoa, Chordata, Mammalia, Artiodactyla, Delphinidae. Gene Ontology annotation, molecular function: ATP binding; protein kinase activity.
GGGCCGGCCGGGCGUGGGGGUGUCUUGGGCCGCCGAGCAGGACGGGCGGGCGGGCGGGGGGCCGCGCUGCCCCGCCCCUGCCUCCGCUCUCAUGGCCCUCCGCCAUGGCCGCCCCCAAGCCCAGUCUUGGCUAGGGUUCAGGUCUCUGGGUAGUGGAAACUCGUGUUGAAAACUUUUCAUCGCAGCUCUGGGAGGGGACCCCAAAGCAGCAGGGACGUCUGUGUCGGUACUGGCCUUGAGAGGAGGCUGGCGCUUCCUCCUGUGAACUUGAACUCCGCAUCCAUGCCCAGAAUGCGCAUUGUAUAAAGUGAUGCCACCAAGAAGAAAAGAGAAAUACAGACUUCCUGUUCCACUUCCAGAAGGCAAGGUCCUGGGUGAUGUGGAAGGAAAACAGUGGGUGCUGGGCAAGAUGAUUGGCUCUGGAGGAUUUGGUUUGAUAUAUUUAGGUCUUCGAUUUCUUUCAUCAGCAUUUUGGCUUUUGGCAUAUUGGUCCUGUACAUGCACUUUUAGGUAUAUAUCUUUCCCCGUAAAUAACCCAGAUAAAGAUGCAAGACAUGUAAUAAAAGUGGAAUAUCAAGAAAAUGGCCCAUUAUUUUCAGAACUUAAAUUUUAUCAAAGAGCGGCCAAAAGAGACUGUAUCAAAAAAUGGAUAGAACUCAAACAGCUUGAUUAUUUAGGAAUUCCUCAGUUUUAUGGAUCUGGUAUUGCUGAAUUCAAGGGAAAAAGUUACAGAUUUAUGGUAAUGGAAAGACUGGGAAUAGAUUUGCAGAAGAUCUCAGACCAGAAUGGUACUUUUAAAAAGUCAACUGUCCUGCAGCUAGGUAUCCGAAUGUUGGAUGUACUGGAAUAUAUACAUGAAAAUGAAUAUGUUCAUGCUGAUAUAAAAGCAGCGAAUCUACUUUUGGGUUACAGAAAUCCACAUCAGGUUUAUCUUGCAGAUUAUGGCCUUUCCUACAGAUAUUGUCCCAAUGGGAACCACAAACAGUAUCAAGAAAAUCCUAGAAAAAGCCAUAAUGGGACAAUAGAGUUUACCAGCUUGGAUGCUCACAAGGGAGUAGCCCUGUCCAGACGAAGUGACCUUGAAAUCCUCGGCUACUGCCUGCUGCGGUGGUUAUGUGGGAGACUGCCCUGGGAGCAGAACCUGGAGGACCCUGUGGCUGUCCAGACAGCUAAAACAAAUCUGUUGGAUGAGCUGCCUGAGUCGGUGCUUAAAUGGGCUCCUUCCGGAAGCAGUUGCUGUAAGUCAGGUGAAAUAGCCCAGUAUUUGGUAUGUGCUCAUAAUUUAGCAUAUGAUGAAAAGCCAAACUAUCAAAUGCUCAAGAGAAUUCUGAACCCAAGUGGAAUACCUUUAGGACCACUGGAAUUUUCCCCUAAAGGAGAGAGCUUAAAUGUGCGUACUCCAAAUAAUGAAAAGAAGUGUUCAUGGCAGCACAACUUAACCAUCCAGCCAACUGACAGCAAAUCCAGGAGGCAUUGUCUCUUCCAGGAGGCCUCAGAGAGGACUGAAUAUAUUAGACCGAAUUUUGUUUGUACAUCAGAGGCUCCCAGACCAAAAACUGGUAUACCUGAAGUUGAUUCACGAAAGGCUGCAACAAAGCAAGUCAAUCAGAUGCAAAAUAGGUUACUAGAAAAAAAAGGCCACAGUGAGAAAAGUGCUGAGUCCUGUGCAACGUGGAGAAAAGUGCAAGAGGAGGAGAAGCUGACUGGGUUGUCCAACAGUGAAACAGCACAGGAAAGCACAAGGAGAAGACAAAAAUACUGUGAGUCUCAAGAAUUUCUGAAUGGAGUAAAAAGUUCUCCACAAAAAUCCAGCUGUAUACAGUUCCCUAAUUCAUUUUAUGAACCCCAUCAAGAUUUUACCAGUCCAGAUAUGUUCAACAAGUCAAGCUCUCCAUCUUGCUACACGUACACUUCUACAACUGGUAUGGAGGUCACAGAAUUAGACAGUUCUACAGGAUUUUGGCUUACAAUUUCCCAGUUUACUCUUAGUGAAGAGAUAAAGGCAGAUGUAUAUUAUUAUGGCUUCACCAUUCUUCUUCUUUUGAUAUUAGUAUGUCUUGCUUUAUAUUUUCUCUAAAGAUAUCAAAUAAAAUCCUUUUGCUAA